This is a messenger RNA of Hipposideros armiger (great roundleaf bat), 2006 nucleotides long. It is a transcript of the gene TRAPPC3L, whose product is annotated as trafficking protein particle complex subunit 3L. Gene Ontology annotation, cellular component: TRAPP complex. The record is from RefSeq and is a predicted model, not a curated record. The transcript is spliced from 7 exons. Gene Ontology annotation, biological process: Golgi vesicle transport. Lineage: Eukaryota; Metazoa; Chordata; Mammalia; Chiroptera; Hipposideridae. The coding region runs from base 339 to 884 and encodes 181 amino acids.
UCACAUAAUUAUUUAAAAGAAAAACAAAACGUCAAUACAUCAAGAAACAGCCAUGGUAGGAGGGAUUCCUACAAAACUGAGAACUGAACUGUGGGUAUUUACUCAAGGGAAAUGAAAGCACAUGUCCAAAUGAAAACUUGUCCAUGGAUGUCCAUCACAGUUUUAUUUAUAAUAGCUGCAAAAUGGAAACAACACAGAUGUCCACUAACAGUUCCGCAAAGAGCAAAUGCAGCAGAGUGAAAAAGUAGCACUUGUGUCUCAAAGCAAAGAGGAACUUGCACAAGCAAAACAAAGCCAAAGAAAAGAAAUCGAAGAUCACAUUCUUCAUCUCAAGCGCUAUGUCUCGCCCUGCACACAGAAGACCAGAAUAUCAUAAAAUAAACAAAGACCUCUUUGUCCUCACCUAUGGAGCGCUUGUUGCCCAACUGUGUAAGGAUUAUGAAAGAGAUGAAGAUGUGAAUCAAUAUUUAGAUAAAAUGGGAUAUGGUAUUGGAACACGGCUGGUGGAAGACUUUUUGGCUCGCUCUUGUGUGAGAAGAUGCCAUAGUUACUCAGAAAUUACAGACAUAAUUGCUCAGGUUGCUUUCAAGAUGUAUUUGGGAAUUACACCCAGUGUGACCUGUAACAAUUCAAGCAGAAAUGAAUUUUCCCUGAUUCUAGACAAGAACCCUCUGGUGGAGUUCGUGGAAAAGCUCCCUCCUGGGCGAUCUUCUCUGUGCUACUGCAAUUUACUCUGUGGGAUUAUCAGAGGUGCCCUGGAAAUGGUUCAUUUGGCUGCUGAUGUUACAUUCUUGCAAGACAGACUAAAAGGCGACAGUGUGACAGAAAUAGGAAUAACAUUUCUGAAAAAGCUAGAUGAGAAAAAAUACAGACGGAAAAAAUGAAGAAUAACAUACAAAAUGCCACAGGCUGGCUAAUCGAGCUAAACAUACAUAGCCAUUGAAAUUUUGAAUGCUUAACAGCAUGGGCUUAAAAGGCUUAUAAAAUCUACCAGAAAUUUAAAGUGCAGGGCACUAGGAUAUAAAGCUGUUUUUUUUCCUUUUGCUUAAAAAUCACACAUUUUCAAUCUCGUGUCAAGAUUUCAAUUACAAAUAACUCCUUAUAAGAUAGUAAGCAUGAAUUGCACAUACUACAUAGUCCAGCCUAAGAGGUGUAUUCAUUUCAUUUAUUUAUCAUAGCAGAAAAAAAAACAAUGUCACCUAUAUAGGUGAUGUAUUUACCUCUUCUCAAUGGGAAAGUGGAUGAAAUGAUAAAACAUAGAGUUCACUAUAUGUAGUUUCUAGAUGCUGUACCUUGCACUCUCUAUAGAAACAGCUCUAUUUGUGGCAAUUUUCCAUAUAUUUGAAAAACUACGGAUGUGAUUUUUCUCAUAUAUUGGCUUGGCAAACUACUUCAGCCUUCUGAAGCUCUUCUUGAUUUGUAAUCAGCAAGGCAAGAUACUUAUUUGGAUGCCAGUUCUGAAACAUUUAAAAAUAGCAUUUAAUUUUAAUUCAUUUAAUUUAUUUAACUUUUAGAUAGCUGGCAUUCACCAAUUUUUUUUUCCUUUUCUCAUGAAAUAUUGCUGACAGUGAGGUCAGAAAACCUCUAAAAUGAGAGGUAAAUAAUGUUCUUUGAGAAUACUUUCUUACCUCAAAGCUUAUUCAGUUAGAAUUUUUAUCCUUUAAAAAUGUUACAAAGCAUAUUUUGUCCAUGACCAGAACAUAUUUAAAAGUCAGAAUGUACUGGAUGAAAUAAACAAUACUCUUCACCAGACCAUCAGCAUACAAAGGCAACUGAUAUGGCAGUCUAUGGCAGUCCAGAAUCUACUGGAUUCUGCAGAGAACUCAAAUGAAAAGUUACAGUUAGUGUGGCACCAUCAGUUAAAAUGGGUGUAAGUGACACGGUAGUGAUAGGCCUCAACUAGGACUCAGCAGACUCAAGAUGCAGGCCUAGUUCUUUUUAUAGUGGCUUCAGCUGACGCUGACUAGUGACUGAUCCUGGGUAAGACAGAAUAUCUAUCUAAGGUG